This is a messenger RNA of Prunus avium (sweet cherry), 901 nucleotides long. Lineage: Eukaryota; Viridiplantae; Streptophyta; Magnoliopsida; Rosales; Rosaceae. The record is from RefSeq and is a predicted model, not a curated record.
AUAGAAUGCCACGUGGACAUGUGAUCUUCGAGAAGUAGACUUUCUGCAAAGUUUCUCGGAAAACUUCUUCACUAUUAUUUAAUGGAAAAAAUUCUCAACUGGGCUAUAAAAAGAAGCCUCAAUGGUAUAUUCUUCUACAUGAAGGAUUCUAAGCGUCACAACUUUCUUCUUUCCACCUACGAAUUUAUCGUGGUGGCGAAGUCGAAUCGCGUGGCAGUGUUCUUCAUGUUUAAUGUCAUCAUUAUCACACUUGUGCUAGGGAGUUUCAGGCCAUCCAGAGAAGAUCUUGAGUGGUAUGAAAUGGAAAACGAUACGAAAAAGGAAGCUUCGAAUGACGAAGAUCGUUGUUGUGAUGAUAGUGAUUGUGACGAGGGUUAUGGAUAUUAUGGCUCUGAUGGUUAUGAUGAGGAUGAAGAUGAUGAUGGCAGUGAUGAUGAUAUCAACAGUGAAGAGUUUUUUGGUCUAGAGAUAGAUACUGACUUGGAGAGGAGAACUGAGGAUUUCAUAGCCAAAGUCACAAGGAAAUGGAGAGAGGAGUUGCUUUAUGAGAAGCUCACGUUCAUGGCUGCAAUAGACUCACAAGCACAACCAUCCAGCUCUAGCUAGCCCUAGCCCUCUAGGGUUCAUAUUCAAGGCUAGCUCAAUGUGAAAACUUCUAUCUUAUUUUCUCACCAAAAUUAAGAAAAAUAUUUUAAAAAAAAGCCUUAAUACUUUUUUUUGGUUGUAAUUUUGCUUUUUCAUCUUUAAUUUUUCUCCCCCUUCAUCAAAAUGUUAGUUGUGGGAUGAUGAAGUUGGGGUUUCAUUAGUCUCUUGAUAGUUCUGUGUUUUUGUAAGGACGCUGUUGGGACUCAUUUGGUGAUGUGUGAAUACGUACUUCAAGUACUUGUGUUGUAUUAUAAUG